This is a messenger RNA of Calypte anna (Anna's hummingbird), 4425 nucleotides long. RefSeq names its product pleckstrin homology and RUN domain containing M1 (gene PLEKHM1). Bases 693 to 3788 code for a protein of 1031 amino acids. The record is from RefSeq and is a predicted model, not a curated record. NCBI's taxonomy places the organism in Eukaryota, Metazoa, Chordata, Aves, Apodiformes, Trochilidae. The transcript has 14 exons.
CGGGGGGCGGGGCAGGCGCGGGGUUGGCACUUCCGGGAUCCCCGUCCCGGGGAAGGGAGGCGACCAUGCGGAUUCCCGGGAGCCGGAGGGUCCUUCCCUGACCCCCAGGGACCCCCCGCCGGGGGAUGUCCCCUGCCCGCCCCAUGGCCACGCACCCCACGGGGACCUCGCGGCGCUGGGACGCCGGAACGGCACCGAAACCGGGACCGUGAGCACGGGAAGAUCACAGCCCAACCUCCCGGAGGGUCCUCAGGGCACCGGGGACAAAGCCCCCGAACUGCCCCCCUGAGCCCGGCAGAGCCCGGGCAGGGAGCAGGAACGGGGCCGGGGAGCUGCGGGGUUUGGGUGUCGGAAGAACGGGAUCUGGAGAGAGGUGGGAGCUGUGGGAUCGGCACUGGGAGGGGUUCAGCUGCACCGAGGCUUCUCCAACCCCGGUCAGAGCCCAAGCAGUGCCCUGCAGGUUAUUUAUAACCCAGGGAGCAUUGCUUGGUGAGAGACCAAGAAACCAAACCUUGCACCAGGAUCUCUGCUCAUCCUGGCUCCAGGUUGGAUUUGAACAAACUGUUCCCAAAGGUCUGGGCUGGUUUGCAGCAGUUUGGUGAAUAAACAGCUCUGCUCUUCUCCCUGUGACUCUGCUCCUAGGUGACAUGUGAAGGCAGCACCUGCCCUGGGGAGCAGGAGCAGCAGCUGAGAUGCAUUCAAGCCACAGUGAUGACCCCAAGGAAGCCAUACAGCUGAUCAAGAAGCAGCUGGUGAAUGCCAUCAAGGCCCUGCAGAAGCAGUACGUCACCUCGGAUGCCAUUGUCACCAGUGAUGAUGGCAAUGCCAACAGCCUCUGCUGUGCCCUGGAAGCUGUCUUUGUGCACGGGUUGAAGGCCAAGCACAUCAAGAUGGAGAGUGGAGGGAAAGGGAAGAAAGCAGGAGGUCGGGGACCCCUUCCCCAGCCUGUCUUCUGGGGGCUGCUGAAGAGCAUCACGCACCGAAACAUUGUCUCUGAGCUGGAACAACUCAUCUUCAUCACCACGGACGUGGGUCGGUGCCGUGCCUGGCUGAGGUUGGCCCUGAAUGAUGGGUUGGUGGAGUCCUACCUGACCCUGCUGCUGCGGGAGAGGCCCCGGCUGCCCGAGUUCUACCAGAGCUCAGCUCUGCUCCUGGAUGCCGAGGAGUGCGAGUUCCUCCUCAGCUACCUGCAGGGCUUAACGUCCCUCACCUUCCAGCUCUCCUAUAAAUCAGCAGUUCUGAACGAGUGGACCGUCACCCCCCUGUCCCUCUCGGGGCUCUGUCCUGGCUCUGAGCUGCUGGAGCCCCUCAGCUCCCAACCCACACGGAAAGCGUCCCUGGGUUCCCUCUCCCAAUCCUCCGGCUCGGAUGAGAUCGAGAUCCAAGCGUCCCUGCUGCCCAUUGGCAAAGCCAGCACCAAAGCCAAGCUCACCUCCUCCUCCUUGAGCCUCAACACCACCAGUUCCUCCCAGCUCUCCUCCAGCCUGGGCUCUGACAGCCCCCUGCCCCCCCCCUGCGCCCGCAGCCCUGAGCGCCCCGAGGAGCCCCUGUCCUGUGACUCUGACCUGGGGACAGCCACAGCUGAGGACCUGGACAGGUCCCUGCAAGAGGUCCUGUCAGAGUUCAGCAAAGCCAAACCAAGCCUGGAAGCCCCGGAGGGGGGGCAGCUCCCCAGCCUGAUGGGAUCCUCCCCCCAGCAGCCCAGCUGCCCCCCAGCCACCUCCCCAGGACCCCCAGCACCAUCCCCUGGGCAUCACCCCCACCCCAGCACGGCUGCUCCGGGGAUCUCAGGGACCAGCAAUGGGGAGGAUGGAGAUGCAGCCCCAGAAGUUGGUGACACGGCCACGGUCCCAGCCCCAGGGCAGGGGGGUGGGAGUGGGACAGAGCCAGGCAGGAGCCAGAGCAGCCCCAGGGCUGGGCUCCUCCUCUCCCCUCUGCUGAGCUGUCCGAAAAGGAAGAGCUGGAUCUCAGAAGACGACUUCUACAGACCUUCCCCAGGAGAGAGCAGCAAAAGCACCCCUGACACCAAUGGCUUUGGGCCCGAGGGUGCUGGUGAGGGCCCAGCCCCGGGGCUGAUCAGUGCCCUGGGUUUGGAGAGGCUCUCGGUGCCAUCCUCAGAGAGCCCCCAACCCAAAAUGUCACCUGAACGGGAGCAGAAGGGCUUCAGCGUGGUGCACCGCAGGCAGAUGGGUCUUUCCAACCCUUUCCGAGGGCUGCUGAAGCUGGGCAGCCUGGAGAGGAGAGGAGCCAUGGGGAUCUGGAAGGAGUUUUCCUGCGAGCUGUCACCCCUGGAGCUCCGGCUCUUCCUGGAGCACGAGGAUCGGAUCUGCCUGGAGAGCUUCUCCCUCCUGCGCUGCGAGUCCCUGGGCAGGACCCACUCGGACGGGCGUUUUGAGUUGGUUUUCUUGGGGAAAAAACUCUCCCUGAGGGCUCCUUCUGGGGACGAGGCCGAGGAUUGGUUGGAGAGGAUCCGGGAGGCACUGCACAAGUGCCGACCUCAGCUGGAGGAGGAGGAGUGGGAGACCCUGGAGUAUCCCGAGGAUGGUGGGGAAGGCCCAGGCACGCAGAGUGACUCCUCUGCUGCCCUGCAGUACGGUGACCCACCCGGGAACAGCUUUGAGUGGACUCUGCUUCAGGAGCCAGAGCUGGAUGCCAUCAAGGAGGGUGUUCUGUACGUGGAGGUGGACAAAUCCUGGGUCCCUUUUAUCUUUUCCCUCUCUCUAGAAACUUUAAAAUGCUUCAAAGUCAGAAACAACGAUAAAAUUCUAAGCAACAGUUACGGCAUCGAGACCAUCCAGGACAUCCUCCCCGACAGCAGCCUCGGGGGUCCUGCCUUCUUCAAGGUCAUCACCUCCAAAGCUGUCCUGAAGCUGCAGGCUGAGGAUGCAGAAGCAGCAGCUUCCUGGAGGCAGCUGGUCCGAGGGGCCCUCAUGUCCUACCUGGAGAGUGCUGAGGAGGCUCUGACCCUGGGUGGCAGCUUGGAUGGCAAUUCCCAGGUUGUCCUGAAGAACACUGUGAAGGAAAAUGGCUUCUUGUUGCAAUACUUGGUGGCCAUCCCCAUGGAGAAGGGCCUGGACUCCCAGAGCUUCAUCUGUGCAGGCUGCUCCAGGCAGAUCGGGUUCUCCUUCGCCAAGCCCAAGCUCUGUGCCUUCUCUGGGCUCUAUUACUGUGACAGCUGCCACCAGGAUGAGGAGACCCUGAUUCCCUCCCGCCUCAUCCACAACUGGGACCUGGCCAAACGAGGGGUUUCCCGACAGGCUCUGAAAUUCCUCACCCAAAUCCGUAACCAACCCCUGAUCGACCUGCAGAGGGUCAACGAGAGCCUCUACGACCACGUGGAGAGGAUGGGAAGGAUCCUGAGGAGCAGGGAGCAGCUGAAGCUGCUGGGGGAUUAUCUCAGUGUGUGCCGCAGUGGGGCCCUGAAGGAGCUGAGCAAGAGGCUGGACCACAGGCACUACCUCUUGGAGUGUCCCCACAAGUACAGUGUCACUGACCUGAGGCAGAUUGCUGAUGGGGGCUUUGAGCCCUUCCUGCAGACUCUCAUCCAGUUUGCUUCCCACCACGUCUACAACUGUGACCUCUGCACCCAGCGUGGCUUCAUCUGCCAGAUCUGCAACAGCAGUGACAUCAUCUUCCCCUUCGAGUUUGACACUACCACCAGGUGCAGCGAAUGCAAAACCGUCUUCCACCGGGACUGCCAGGUCAGCACCAGGUCCUGUCCCCGCUGCGAGCGCCGGCGCCGGUACCGGCACAGGAUGGAGACCUCGGGGCCUGAGCUGAGCCCAUAGCACCCAGGGACCCACCAGGACCCUGCCGGACCCCCUGGACCCGGGGAGCUGACCCUGCACCCGCCCCUUCCCCAGGGGACACACUGCCUGGGUGCUCCUGCCCCCCCCGAGGGACCCUCUGCCCACCGACCCAUCCUCCCCCCACUAACCUGGUGCUGCUGGGGGACACCCUCCUGGUCCUGGUCCUGGUCCUGGUCCACUGGUGCCAAGCGGGUCGUGCCCCUCUCCCUGGUGAAAACCCAGCAGCUUUCCAGGGGGGAAAUGGGGAUUUUUUCAGUCCUGGGGGUGGGUAAGUGACACGGAUCAAAGCUCUAUAGUUUUUUAGGGUGUUCGAUAAUGGAGGGGGGGAAAAGAAAAACAUGGUAUUUUUUUAUGUGGGGAUUUUGCACACGCUGGCCUGCACUGGGGGUGGGGGGGAUUGGCAGCCACGCAGGGAGGGGACGAGGUGACACUUGUGCCUUUGGGGACCGCGGGCGAGCGGCUCCAGCUCGGAGAGCCCACCCGUCACCGUGGCCUCUGGGCAGAGAGGGGAGAGCCCAGCUGGGCUGCCCCUCCCCGCCUGCUGCUUUUAAUCCUUGAAAGAAAUUUUACUUUCCUUUCACCCUUCCCCAGACAAAAAUUAAAGUUUAUUUAACAA